CUCUUCCCUUCAUCCUCCCGAAAGAAGAAGUGAGACAGUGAGGAGGACAGAGACCCCUCCUCCUCCUCCUCCUCCUGUCGUCCCGCCGCGCGUCAAGCGCUUCACUCCGGUCUCUGUGUCCGGAGCGCACGGACGCAUUCGCGGGGAGCGGGAAGACAAACGAGCUGGCCGGGGAGGGUUCGAUCCCCACUUACUUCGUUCUGAUGAGGUCCACAGCCGAGGACGUGGGGGGCGAUGGAGGGCAGGGGCUGGGGCGGACUUCAGUCCAAACUCCUAAUGUCUGAUUUUAACAAGAUCUGACGGAUUACGCGCGAGAAUCCGGAGGAUUUACCGUCGCGCGCAGCUCUCUGUAUUUUCUUAUUAAAUUCCCGAUGGCAGCGGAGAGCCGCGCGGCAGCCCAGACCAGCGCGCGCGGGAACCAGAGCGGACCGAGCCGGCAUCCGUGAGCGCACCAAACGCACGCGCAUGGAGGAAGUGCACGCCGUCUGCGUGUGAACGCAUGUCAGGAAUGGAGCUGCGCGCCGAUGACAUCUGACAUGGAGGCUGUGGGAGCGGCGAACACGACGCAGGCUGGACUCCGCCUCUUGGCCACGCCUGACGACGGGCCCAGUCAUCUGGAUUACCGGGAUUACGCCCCGUUGCCGGCUCUGCCCACGGGCUUUGAGGGCGUCAGCUUCCCGGAGGACCCCAUCCGCCUGCUGAGUGUGCAGGUGGUGUUGAUCUUGGCCUACAGCACCAUCAUCGUGCUGGGGGUUCUGGGUAAUUCUCUCGUCAUCUACGUCAUCUAUCGCUUCAAGACGCUACGGACCGUCACCAACUUCUUCAUCGCUAAUCUGGCCGUGGCCGACCUGCUGGUCAACACGCUGUGCCUGCCCUUCACUCUGGUCUACACGCUGCAGGGCGAGUGGAAGUUCGGCAGCACCCUCUGCUUCCUGCUGCCCUACGCCCAGGGGCUCGCCGUGCACGUCUCCACGGUGACCCUCAACGUCAUCGCCCUGGACAGACAUAGGUGCAUUGUGUACCACCUGGAGACCAGGAUGCGCAAAGACGUGUGCUUCGGCGUGAUCGCUCUGACGUGGGUGCUGAGCGCCGUGCUGGCCAGCCCUCUGGCCAUCUUCAGGGAGUACGGCUCCUUCACGCUGGAGCCGGGACACACCAUCCAGGUCUGCACGGAGAAAUGGCCCGGAAAAAGCACCGACGGCACCAUCUACAGCAUCUCCAUGCUGAUCCUGCAGUACUUCCUGCCUCUGUCCAUCAUCUCCUUCGCCUACGCUCGUAUCUGGUCCAAACUACGGGGCCACGUCAGCCCAGCUGAGGGCGGCGCCAACAGCAGCGCCGGCUCCGAGCGCCACCGUCGGCGACGGAAAACCACUAAGAUGCUGGUGACCAUGGUGGUGGUGUUUGCCGUCAGCUGGCUGCCCUUCCACGCCUUCCAGCUCGCCACCGACAUCGAUAACAAGGUGCUGGACAUGCGUGACUUCCGCCUCCUCUACACCAUCUUCCACGUGGUGGCCAUGUGCUCCACCUUCGCCAACCCGCUACUCUACGGCUGGAUGAACCGCAACUACCGCGCCGCCUUCCUGGCAGUGUUCAAGUGUCGCCGGGGGGCGGACAGAGGGAGGAGCGGUCGACUGGACAUGGUUCAUCCCAUCAAUGGAGGGGGCGGUGGGCGGGCGAAGAAGAUAGUCCUGGAAACCCAGGAAGCCGUUUCUGCACACCUGGACGCCACAGAUGUUUGAGAUCGUCGGGGAGUCUGAGACAAGGAGAAGAAAUACAGAUGGUGGUAAACUUUUCUCCCGUUGAAAACAAUAGAUCCACGCAAGGACUCAACACGGAAGAGAGGCGAGAUAAAGCAAAAAAUAGAAGCGGCGGAGUGGGAGGCAGCCAGCGGUGGGGAUUAAAGAUCUCUGAGAAACCCAGAACAGAUGAGGCAGAGAAGACAAUCUGGGAUUAGAUGGACCCUUCAGAGGAGACAUGCUUCUUUUCAAACAAUUCAAGCAUUAUCUUCUUGGGGACGUGACCUCAACAUGGAGAACACGGUGGAUGGAUUUGUGUUUAGGAGGGAAAGAUGGGUUUCUAAUAGGCUUUAGGCCCGUCUUCACAUGCUGAUUCAGAUGCUGUCAAACGGCUUUUUGAGCUUGGAAGGACGCGUGAUGCAAACUCGCCAAAACCUCAGACUUCAGAGCACGGAGAGGCGUUUAAAAUAAAAAGGAAGAAGGACCAAAAUUAGACCUUACAAAAGGUAAAAAAUAAAUAAAAGUGUCUCAUUUCUAAAGCUUUGGGAUGGGAAGCUUUUGUUUUAUUGCUUGUUACACGACAGUAAAAAAAAAAAGCAAAAGAGACGAGGGCAGGAGAGGAAGGAGCGCCGAGGGCAUCAGUGGGAGGCAGAAGGAGGAAACUGGGGGCUAAUGAGGCAGAGAGCUUUCACACCAACCAGCUGUAAUUGGGUUGACAGACGGGCAAAAAUAUUUGGAAAACCAAAAGGUUAUGUUGGCGAUGUUUUUCUUUCUGGUUUAACUGCUGAUGCCUGUUUGUCCCUGACCACCAUCGUCUCAUGUUAGACUCUGAAAAGGAGCAGAUGGUUGUUUUAAAAUGAUGAUAAAACUUUCAUUUAAGGAUAAUUAGAUGAUCUUUGGGGUUCUGCCGACAUUUGAACAUUUUAUUUUAUAAAUAAAUAAUCAUUUUGGAAUAGAUUUGAUAAAUGAUCCACCUUAAAAGGAGAACAUUCUCAUCUAUUUGGCUGCUGGGGCUCAUAACUGGUUACUAAGAUGAUUUGUGUAACAAAGACUUUACUGCAUUUUAAUUUGGACACGUAUCUAUUGUUAUAUUCACUCAAUCUAUCAGGGGUCUCUGUUAGAGCUACUUUAGGUCUUACCAGUAAACUGGUGUUACGCUGUCUGCUGUAAGCCGCUAAGUAGAACCCAGUAAAGGAGGUUUUAGUUCCAGUUCCUUCUCAAUGCUUGACGUUUCCUAAAGAGUCAUUGGCCCACAGAUGCAGUGGCACUUCUGGCUCGAAAGGCAUUUUGGGCAAACCACUCCAGAUCGACCCCCCACCCCUUACACUUUUUUCUGAGAAUUUUAGUUUUUUCUUGGAAAUAAUUAAACAGGAAACCAUUUAUUUCUUUUGUUGAAAAGGAGUUAAAAUGCUCAGCCAGGUGAGACUUGCGGUGAUAAUUACAGGUACUGAGAAUGACGUCUUUGUGCCUUUAAUUGUCUUUUGUGCGACUCCUCAUGCUGCCCCUGACUAUGACCUGCAAACCCUCGUCUACAUCAGUCAGAUGUUCCAACCUUCACAUGGAAACUCAUUUUUAAUUUUAACCGGAUUUGUGAUCCGCUUGUUACCUAAACUGACCUUUGCUGAGGUUGUCUUGUAAACGUUACAGACCUGCUGGAGGUUCAUCAUCUCUCUGUGUUUGGAGUUUUUAACCAGCAUCUAUCAAUGUUAACUGCUUUUCUAAUUCACUAAAGCCUACAGGCUGUGUUGAAAUAAUUCACAUAAUAUUAACUAGAUGGUUGAUAAUAUUAAGCUCCCAGCCAUGAGUUUGUGGUAGAAACACAAAAGGUUUACCACUCCGAGGAUCAGAAUUGGACCUUACAAACAAAACUUCUGCUCUGAGAUACUUCAAACAUCAACAGUGCUCCAAAGUAUUACAAUUAACCCUUGUGGUAUCCUGGGCACUUUAACAUUGGGAGUGGGGUC
Oryzias latipes (Japanese medaka) is the source of this 3700-nucleotide messenger RNA. It is a transcript of the gene npy2rl, whose product is annotated as neuropeptide Y receptor Y2, like. NCBI's taxonomy places the organism in Eukaryota, Metazoa, Chordata, Actinopteri, Beloniformes, Adrianichthyidae. The record is from RefSeq and is a predicted model, not a curated record. Gene Ontology annotation, cellular component: membrane. Gene Ontology annotation, biological process: G protein-coupled receptor signaling pathway. Gene Ontology annotation, molecular function: neuropeptide Y receptor activity.